Paralichthys olivaceus (Japanese flounder) is the source of this 2929-nucleotide messenger RNA. Lineage: Eukaryota; Metazoa; Chordata; Actinopteri; Pleuronectiformes; Paralichthyidae. The record is from RefSeq and is a predicted model, not a curated record.
CUCUCUCCCAGGUCUAUUAUUCUGACUUCAACCCAUAUCAGCCCCUAACCAGCCCAAAGAGUGACCCGUCCAAUCAGAGCCUCAUUUGGCCCGACAAACCGGACAUCAGUGCGGUGGCCAAAGCCUGGGGGGACAGUCCGUAUCUGUUCAUAGUAAAAGUGCAGCCUUUGUCUCGUGGAGUUGACGAUGAAGACACUGGCGCCGAGCAGCCCAACUUUGCGUUCACAAUGAAAGUUGAGAUGAAGGGACCACAUGACUUCUCCUCUCCGGCAGACUGGCCCCUCAUGAUGUUCUUCAUGAUCAUGUGCAUUGUGUACGUCCUGUUCGGGGCUGUUUGGCUCUUCUGGUGCGCCUGCUACUGGAGGGAUCUGUUGCGGAUUCAGUUCUGGAUUGGCGCCGUCAUCAUCCUCGGGAUGCUCGAGAAAGCUGUGUUUUACUCUGAGUACCAGAGCAUCCGUUACAAAGGAGACUAUGUUCAAGGUGCUGUGAUCUUUGCGGAGCUGCUCUCUGCACUCAAGAGAUCUUUAGCUCGAAUCCUGGUUCUCAUUGUCAGUCUCGGGUAUGGGAUAGUCAAGCCCAGGUUGGGGACCACAGUUCACCGGCUGGCAGCUGUUGGGCUUCUUUACCUGCUUUUCUCCUCUGUGGAGGGAGUGCUGAGAGUGACGGGCGGUUUCUACGGGACGGUUGCCCUGGUUGCUAAUCUCAGCCUCUCCCUCAUUGACUCCUGUGUCAUGUGGUGGAUUUUCAUCAGUCUGUCCCAAACCACUCGUCUCUUGAAGCUCCGCAGGAACGUAGUGAAGCUGUCUUUGUAUCAGCACUUCACCAACACUCUCAUCUUUUCUGUUGUGGCUUCUAUCAUCUUCAUCAUCUGGACCACCAAAGUCUUCAAGCUGGUAGACUGCCAGACGGGCUGGAGAGACUUGUGGGUGGACGAUGCCUUCUGGCGUCUCCUGUUCUCCACCAUUCUGCUGGUCAUCAUGGUGCUGCUGCGGCCGUCUGCCAACAGUCAGAGGUUCUCUCACUCCCCUUUGAUUGAUGAAGACGAUGAAGAGGAGGAGGCCAAGGAGCCCAUGCUGAAUGAAGCUUUUGAGGGAAUGAAGAUGAGGGGCUCAAAGCCUGACAGUAAUGGCUCUCAGAAGCUGUUGAGUAAAGAGGAUGAGGACCUUAAAUGGGUCGAGGAGAACAUUCCUACUACUGUUGCCGAUGUAGCUCUUCCUGUAAUGCUAGACGAGGAAGAGGAAAUCCUGAAAACGAAGAUGGAGAGAUCCAAAAUGGAGUAGAAAUAAAUGUAAGAGUGAAAAGAUAACAAAUUCACUGAGGCAGCAAUGAAUGCAUUCUGAGUGAUCUGAUUACCAAAACAAAUGUGGGCAAAACCAACCGUUCUGUCCAGACACUUUUUAACUUUUCAUUUUGUAAUUUGACAGAUAUUGUGUAACAUGUUAAUAAGCUGAAAGAAGCAUGUGUUAUAUUAAGGUGGUUAUGGUGAAACCCUGAGUUGUCUGGGUUGGCUGCUGUUGAUCGGUAUUGUAUUGAUGUUUGUUUCAGUUGAGCAGAACCUGGGCAGUUUCUUAAGAACUGGGAUGAGAACGAAAACAAAAGGUUUUACCUCCCGCUUAAAAUUAAAAAAGUGACCCUGAAAUCCAGUGGGGGAAAUUUGUAGAAAUUGUGAAUCUGUUCAGGUAGGAAUCAAAAGCAAGAAAUCAGUCACUGGUAUGAAUGGAGGGGAAAACACCAAGUUAUUUUACACAGUAAAAGAUUAUAUUAAAUUAUAUAACACAACGUCGUUUGAAAUCUAUAUUCAGAGAAGUGCUGUGCCAUAACCUUACUGUCAAUGAUAAUUCCAUUUUCAGCAAAUCUUACUACAUAUUUAAUAGGUCACUUGAUAUGAUGACACAUAUGCAUUAUUUAAAUGAGCAACUAUAUGGUAUGAUUAACCAGUUAGCCAAGAGGAGAAAUGAUUUAUGCUUCUGUCCUGCCAUUAAACAUUUCCUGAUUUCUAAUAGCUGAACCAGUAAAUGAUAAAUGUGUCAUUGUUAACACACAACUAGUACUUUGUUGUCCAUCUCUAUUUGUUACUUUAUAUGAACGUAACUGCACCAGUGAAUAUUAUAUCCCAGCUAUCAAGGGAAAAUGUUACUGGAAUACACUACUGGGUUAGUGUAACGACACAACAAACUCAAAGUGAAGUAUGUACACUAUUAUAAACUUCAAUUGUCCAUUUCAUAGAAUAGUUCACCAGAUCACCUCGUUACACAGAGUAGACCAGGCAAGUGAUUGUGUGAUUUCUUUUCAAGCUGGUUUUCACAUGUAAGUCGUCAUGAGAUUAGAGUUAAUAUGUUUGAAUUUAGUUUAAAAGGUAAAAUUUUGUAUCUUAACAGCUAUUGGAUUCAGGUCCGCUUCAUGUAAACAUUGUUUUUUCUUUUAGUUACUGAGUCUGAGAAUCCUUUCAUGAGCUUUGUGUAUGUGGUGUGGGCCUAAAUUCAAAUAUACAUGUCACUAACAAUAUGUAAGUAAUCCUUUACCACUCACCUUUCACUAACUGGGCCAGAGUUUUAUUUAGGUCUUCACCCAAACUCAGUGGUGCAGGGUAGUUUAAAAAAGAAUUGUGUAUAUGAUGAAUUCAUAUUAUUAAUUUCACCACAAAUACAGAUUCCUUUUAAACAAUCCCAUUCACACUGCAAAAUGAUCUUCCACCUUAUGUGGCAGAAUCAUAUCCCCGUCCCAGUCUACUGCAGUAUGUGUGGAUAUUCUAAAUUCCUUAAUGCUAUAUGUUUUCUUUUUAUAUAUUUGUUCAAGUCUUGUUGAGGAUAUUUAUUUUAGAGAGAUGCUGAAGCCCAAUUGUUGGAUGUGAGUCUGCAUUGUAAUGUGAAACUGAUGAUAUUGUGGCUUUUUGCGUGUGUCUUGCAAAUAAAAUUUAUAAUGAAACAUG